Messenger RNA from Peronospora matthiolae, 1110 nucleotides. The record is from the annotation of a GenBank genome assembly. NCBI's taxonomy places the organism in Eukaryota, Oomycota, Peronosporomycetes, Peronosporales, Peronosporaceae.
AUGCGCGUCUGCUACUUCGCUCUCCUGCAUACUGCCGCUCUAGUCGUCAUGGCCACCAAGUCGUCGGAAACAUUCCAGCCGAGUGUCCACUUGGGACCCCUCCGUGACGUCGACGACCACCGCAACAACGUCUCAGUCAAUCGGGCGCUGAGGGCGCAGGCAGCUCCCGAUGAUGAAGUGAGAGCGGGUAGUUCUUCUGCGAUCACAUACGCAAUGCAAGCACUUGAAGUGCACGCUAAGCUUCGCAAAGAAGGGCAGCCCUUUGGCGGGAAACAUUUUAACAAUCUGAUGAAAGGGUUGUCUCAACGCGGACUGGUGAAUGGAGUGGUGUCCAAGUUUGGCGCUGAUAAAUCGGCCGAACAAGCCCUGGUAACAAAACUGGUUGACGUGUAUGGAAAUUACGUGAUCGGCCAGUGGAUAGUGACAACGUGCCUUGCCAAAGACUUGUCAUCAGGACAGGAACGCAUGCGAGAGAUAUUGGUCAAACAUUGGGUCGCAACCCCGGCUCUGCGCUACAUGAUCGCUUCUAUUCGUGCGACCAAUGAUUUCCAGGGUGCAGCCGAGCAAGCACUGGUCAAGAAACUGGUCGACGCAUAUGGAGACAAAGUGAUCGGCCCGUGGACAGUGAGACUGAGCCUUGCCAAAAACUUGUCAUCAGGACAGGAAUUCAUGCUAGAGAUCUUGGCCAAACAUUGGGUGGCAAAACAGGAUCCACUAGCUAUGAUCACUUGGCUUCGCACGACCAAGAAUUUCCAGGAUACAGACUUCUAUCUUCCCGUGGUCGCCAAACUUCUGCAGAAUGUCAAACCUACCGCUGUGAACGAAGCCAUUUUUGCUGCCUGUGGUGAAAGUUACGCCUAUUUCGUUACAGUCCUGUACCGUGCGUCCAUGAAGAAAGAGUCGGAUCUAACUGCUUGUAAAGAGGCUUGGCGCUUCCAUCAUGGGCACAUCCCUGAGGAACUGCUUAAUUGGUCUACUUUUCUACACUCGUACCAUCAUUAUCUUGAGAAAGAUUUCAAGAAAUUCAAGGGCGAACACAAUCGUCCAUAUGACCCUCUCAACUUAGAGCAACUCAAGCACGCUUUCGUCAUGAUGUCUUUCUCAACGUAG